This is a messenger RNA of Paraglomus brasilianum, 317 nucleotides long. Lineage: Eukaryota; Fungi; Glomeromycota; Glomeromycetes; Paraglomerales; Paraglomeraceae. The record is from the annotation of a GenBank genome assembly.
CUUAUCGAAAUUAUAAGAAUAGACCCGAAUCAUUAGCAACCCAAGCUUGGAAUGCAAUGAGAGAUGAUGGUACUUCUAAUGAUGAGAAAUUUCUAGGUUUAACGAGACGUAAAGUGAAAAAUCCUCAGACUCGAGAACAAUUUAAUCAAUGGCGUACUAAAUGGAUGGAAUCUUAUAAGCAAUGUAAUUUGAGAAUUCCUUUGGAUAUUUAUGUUAGAGAAUAUGAAGAAUAUUAUAUUCCAGUUAAUUGGAUAGAUUCUAAAAAGAGUCAAUUACGAGAUAGAUUCAGUAAGCGUCUCCAACAAUUAGAAGUGUAA